ACACACACACACACAUUUCCCUAGGGCUUCUUUCCCUAACUCCCAUUUUCUCCAUUUCAAAAUCUUUUAACUUUUUAUACUGUAUUAUUUUUUUUUAUCUUCCCUAGCAGAUCAGCAUUCAAUUAUUAUUUCAUGAUUUGGUGCAUGUAUCAUUUGACUUAAAGAAUUUUGGACGAUAUGAUUGAAUCGGGGUUCUUAUUUGUAACUCAUGAUAGAAGGCUGAAGGGUUUUUAAGCAUUUUGUAAGUGUUUAAGUUAAUCUAUUUAUAUGUAAGUUCUGGCCAUAGGAAAGGACUGGUAAUCGAUCCCAAGUUGUUAGAUGGGUUCACAUCAUGGCACUUGUGAGAUCGUCGAAUUGGACGACGAGCCUAAGUUAAGUGAUAGUUUUAAGAAAAUUCACCAAGCAAAGGUGAAUGAUAAAGGCAAAAAACCUCAAGGGGGUAAAACUAUAGAAGAUGAUAUCAAUAAGCUGUUUGAGGGAAUAAAUGUAAGAACUUCGUUCCAUGGUUUCACUCACCCUGAUGAAAUGGGUGGUGUUACGCCAAGAAGAAAUCCAUCAAAGAAACCAAUGAGGAUGAGUACGUCAUCUACCUCUGGGAUUGGAUACCCUGAGCCUGUAUCUCUGAAGCAGGCUUUACGGGGACUUUGCAUUUCUCAAGCAUCAGAAAUGGCUGCCAUGAAAAGGUUAUCAAAGGUUCCCGGUUCUCCUGCUCUCUCCGACUCUGGGAGGCUACCAAAUGUGUACAAACCUAUUAAAGCAAGUGAAUGUAGUACUUCUGUACCUGAAGUUAAAGAGCUUAAAGUUGGUUCUGAAGAAAGCACAUCGAUGUCUUCAAGAAAGACACCUCAGUACCCGCAAGAGCCCAAGCUGAAGUCAUAUAACAGUAGUCCAAUGUCAACGAAGAAAGUGGGAAUUGCAGUUCGGCUGAAUCAGAUUUUACAAGAACCAGAAACCGGGGAUGAUCUAUCAACGAUUGAGCCUGUACAAGAGAAAAAGGUUGUUUCUUCUAGUUCUAGAUCUAGUAAUAUUGCUGCUGCUGAGUCUUCAAAUUCAGUUACAAAUUGUUCCGAAGAUAUGCCAAUUAAGUCGGUGAAUAAAGCAACCAUGAAGUUGAGGCGAAAAGGGAAGCUGCAAAAUGUCCCAUCAUGUACUUCUACCAGCAAUAGUAAGUUAGUUAAGUCAACACGAGUCAAGACGGUAAUCAGGAACAAAAACAUCGUGAAAAAGAAGUCUAAGCAGGAGUCACCUUCAACUAGUAUGGAAAAUAUUACGUCAGUUACAAACACAAGUCAGCCAGUAUGUCAAAGAUGUCAUUGUGCUUUAAAGGAUGAACAAAAGGAACCGAGUUCACCUCCCUGUACAAGUACCAGGAGCGAGGUUCAUUAUCUCAAGAGGAAUAAUGGUGUGGUAAAACAUGACUCUACCCUUACAAGCUGUGGUACAAAUGCGUCUAUUGUAUACAGUAACACGAUAUCAAAAAGUGGAGAUAAAUCGGAGUUCACGCAAAGUUCAAACAGCAGUAUUGGUGAAUAUAGUAGUAGCACGAGUAUUAGUGAAGAUAGCAAUAUGAGCAGGUGUAGCAUUGGGAAUAGGCCUCAUAUGUCAAUGGACAUGAGAUGGCAGGCAAUUCAAGAUAUGAUGAAACAGAACGGGUUUAUGGGACUGAGACAUUUUAAUCUCUUGAAGAAGUUGGGUUGUGGUGACAUCGGUACAGUGUAUCUAGCUGAAUUAGUGGGUACAAACUGUCUGUUUGCCAUAAAAGUGAUGGACAAUGAGUUCUUGGAGAGAAGGAAAAAGAUGCCUAGAGCACAUACCGAAAGAGAAAUUUUGAGAAUGUUGGAUCAUCCUUUUCUACCAACUCUUUAUGCUCAUUUUGUAUCUGAGAGCCUAUCAUGUCUAGUUAUGGAGUAUUGCCCGGGUGGUGAUUUGCAUGUUCUUAGACAGAAGCAACCUGGCAGAUUUUAUCAUGAACAAGCAGCAAGAUUCUAUGUUGCUGAAGUUCUUCUUGCCUUGGAAUACUUGCAUAUGCUUGGAAUUAUAUACCGAGACUUGAAGCCAGAAAACAUUCUAGUACGGCAAGAUGGUCACAUAAUGCUCACAGACUUUGAUCUAUCUCUUCGUUGUACUGUAAACCCCACUCUCCUGCAAUCGCCUUCAUCAGCUGCAAUGGAGCCUCCAAGGAUGUCAGGCCCGUGUGCUGGUUCCAACUGCAUAGACCCGUUCUGCAUUGAUCCCUCAUGUAAAGUCUCGUGUUUCAGCCCUAGAAUUUUACAUCCACACAGAACAAGAAAAACUAAACCCAACCCUGUAUCACUUCACAGAUCGUUACCACAGCUUGUGGCUGAGCCGACAGAAGCCCGUUCUAACUCAUUCGUGGGGACCCAUGAGUAUCUUGCUCCUGAAAUCAUCAAAGGAGAUGGCCAUGGAAGUGCUGUUGAUUGGUGGACAUUUGGCAUCUUCCUUUACGAGCUUUUGUAUGGGAAAACACCCUUUAAAGGUUCAGGAAAUGAUGAGACGUUGGCCAAUGUGGUUCUACAGAACCUUAUGUUUCCUGACACCCCACUUGUAAGUUUCCAAGCACGAGAUCUUAUCAAAGGGUUAUUAGUAAAGGAGCCUGAAAACCGAUUAGGCUCACAAAGAGGGGCUGCUGAGAUUAAACAACACCCUUUCUUCGACGAUCUAAAUUGGGCUCUGAUACGAUGUGCAAUUCCACCAGAGGUGCCUGAGAAUUAUGAUAUUGGUUUGGAUAAAUCCAUGUCAAUGGAGAAAGCAAAGAGGUACCUGGACUACAACGGGUCUGCAGGAGGGAACUUGGAAUUUGAGCUAUUCUAGCACAAGGGAAUCAUAUUUGUAGGUAUACUAUGAGUUCACUUGUCUUCAUAUU
Molecule: messenger RNA, 2884 nt
Organism: Erigeron canadensis
Lineage: Eukaryota; Viridiplantae; Streptophyta; Magnoliopsida; Asterales; Asteraceae
Product: serine/threonine-protein kinase D6PKL1-like
Exons: 3
Coding region: 319-2832 (837 amino acids)
Biological process (GO): protein phosphorylation
Cellular component (GO): cytoplasm; plasma membrane; nucleus
Molecular function (GO): ATP binding; protein serine/threonine kinase activity
Source: RefSeq, a predicted model, not a curated record